GUGUCAUUCCUGAUGACUUGUCAAGAGAGGAUUCUGCAUAUAAAUCUGCCAGAUCAGCAGUCAAGCCAGAGAUUACAAAGCCCUUUAAGCAGCUGAAAACUACACAACAGAUGGUGGCAGGAAAUGAUGGAGAUAGGAGUGCUGAUAGUGGUCGUCCCAUGUUCAGUGAGGUCAAUCCUGAUGAUUUCUCCAGAGUUGAUUCUGCAUAUGGCUCUGCAUCCGAUGUGUUGAAGCCCCUUAAGCGGCGCAGGAUAGCUCCCUCCAGUCAGAGCUCUGGGGUUGGUGCUGCUGAGGCAGAGGAAAGCAGCGGAGAUGCUGAGGUAACCAUGGUGAUGGGUCCACCACACACUAGAGAGGAUCGAGGAGGGGUCACAGGGGUCACAGCAAAACAACAGAGGUCAUCCUUAAAGACUGCAGGCUUCAAAGCGAAAGGUCCCUUUGUGGAUAUUUCCACAAUAACGUAUGAUGCCACUAAAUGCAUCGGGCGUGGCUCCUAUGGAGUAGUUUACAGAGGAUCAUACCAGGAAACUCCUGCUGCAGUGAAGGUCAUAGCAACAGGACCCAAUCCAACGUUGACAAAUGAAGUCAUUAUUCCCUGGCGUUUGUCCCAUCCCAACAUUGUGCGUAUGAUGGCUGUGUCCAAAAGUGAAAGCCAGAUCCUUAUUGCUAAUGAGUACAUCCACGGUGCCAACCUGCAACAGGUUCUUCACACAGACACCCAGAUUAAGUUGCAGCAAGAGGAUAAGCUGUUUGUGGCCUUAGAUUUGGCCAUGGCUGUUGAGUACAUACAUGGGAAACGUGUCAUCCAUCAGGACUUGAAGCCAGCAAAUAUAAUGGUUGCUGCAGAUAACAAGAAGGCCUACCUGACUGACUGGGGCUUGGCAAACCUGAUGGAAACGGUGUCCAUGUCAACAGGAGGCAGUCACAUGGGGGGUUUCUGUGGUGCAUUUGGAGGGACUCCACAAUACAUGGCCCCAGAGUGUCUCAUAGAAUGCAAUGACUGCAGCACCAUGUCUGACAUGUGGUCUCUUGGCAUCACUCUGCUGGAGAUGUUCACAGACUCCAAGCCGUGGACAUACAGUAAAGUGCAAGAGCUGCGUAAGCUUCUUUGUAAUAAAAAUGUUCCCCAGGCCAUGUCUAAACUACAGCCAGCGCUCCAUGACAUUGUGACACCACUGCUACAGUAUGGUCCUGAGUCUCGUAUGAACGCCAAAGAUCUGACAGCAUUGUUGAAGACAAAAGUUGAUAUCACCAAAAGAUAUGGCCAUGGAUGGUAGAGAGAUACUACAUAGACACCGUGCAGCUGGAUCAGAACAAUGUUAUGGGUACAUUCAGUUCUAUUUCAUGCAAUCUAGGCCUAGCAUUUUAAUAUAUUGCGUCAGUGUUACUAAUUUCUAGUUCAUUAUUACUGAUGUGCUGCAGACCAGAUGCAGACCUGAUUUCUGCCACAGACAUUCCCCUUUAAAAGAUCAAGUUUUAGUUGAGAUAUCCAGUUUCCUUUGUGCGUUUGCCAAAGUACAUUACACUUUUUUGUAUAUUGACCUUCACCGUAUCACGAAAUGAUUAUGUAAAGCAGGGUUUCCCAAACUGGGGUGCGCGACCUGCUACAAGGGGGUGCGAGAGUUGAAUAGAGCAAUGGCUGAGAUAU
Messenger RNA from Engraulis encrasicolus (European anchovy), 1648 nucleotides. RefSeq names its product probable serine/threonine-protein kinase mkcF. Gene Ontology annotation, molecular function: ATP binding; protein kinase activity. The record is from RefSeq and is a predicted model, not a curated record. Gene Ontology annotation, biological process: protein phosphorylation. The transcript has 6 exons. Lineage: Eukaryota; Metazoa; Chordata; Actinopteri; Clupeiformes; Engraulidae. The coding region runs from base 111 to 1277 and encodes 388 amino acids.